This is a messenger RNA of Truncatella angustata, 1272 nucleotides long. Its product is annotated as SWIB/MDM2 domain protein. Gene Ontology annotation, biological process: transcription initiation at RNA polymerase I promoter; nucleolar large rRNA transcription by RNA polymerase I. Gene Ontology annotation, molecular function: RNA polymerase I cis-regulatory region sequence-specific DNA binding. The record is from RefSeq and is a predicted model, not a curated record. The coding region runs from base 301 to 1152 and encodes 283 amino acids. NCBI's taxonomy places the organism in Eukaryota, Fungi, Ascomycota, Sordariomycetes, Amphisphaeriales, Sporocadaceae. The transcript has 4 exons. Gene Ontology annotation, cellular component: RNA polymerase I upstream activating factor complex; nucleus.
CCGAAUUACAUACAUGGUUAGCGAGCUGUAGCCUGCGCUGACGUGCUACCUGCAUACUCUGAAGAGACCUGCUACGUGUCGAAGCCCACCACGAGUCUUAAACUUGCACCUGCACAGCUGGAGGCGCGACUGCUUGAUUUCAGUCGUGGAGUGGCGCUGAAAGAAGGGCGCCAGAGACCAACAAGUUUCUUGUAGUUACCAGCGCUUCGCCGAUCGCCGAUCGCGAAUACCUUCUCGGUUAACAACGCAUUCUGUCAACCACCCGUCAGUCUCACUCUGGUGACUGGCACGAGUACAAACAUGUCGACGCCUCUAACGUCUGAGGAGGAGCAGGAAUAUACAAGAAUCAUCGAUGGUAUUCUUGCGACAGCCAAUCUCGAGACUAUAUCUCGCAAGAAAAUUCGGCAAGGACUAGAAAAAGCUCUCGGUGGCAAAGACCUUAGAGAUCAAAAGACUGCCAUCAAAGUCCUGAUUGAGCAACGUUUCGAUGCCAUCUCUACUGAACCAGCCGAGGCCGAGGUGGAUGCGACCGACCUUCCGCAGGCCACAAGUGGCUCGCCUGAUCCGCAGCCAAAGAGACACGCAAAUGGCUAUGACGAGGAUGAUGUAGAUGCCAAGAAUGAAGUAGACGGUGAUGAAAUACGGGUCUCGACUCAGCCGCCCAAGAAGAAGCAGAGGAAGAGUGAGGAUACCGAGGACGCCGAUGCCAAACUGGCCGCUAUGCUGCAAGCGCAGGAGAAUCGUCUUGGUCGCUCAACGAGGGGUGGAGGUACCAAAACAAAAACAGCCAAGAAGAAGGCUACGCCUCGAAAGAAGAGCUCCAACAAGGUCCGCCCUGAAGACGACAGCGACCUGUCUGCAAGUGAUGGGUCGGGCCCUAAAAAGCGCAAGGCGGGAGGCGGCUUCCAGAAACCUUUCAACUUGAGUGAACCUCUGGCUGAAGUGUGCGGUGUGGCUACACUAUCACGUCCUCAGGUCGUCAAGAAGUUGUGGGAGCAUAUCAAGGAAAACAACCUACAGGACCCGAAGGAUAAGCGUCAGAUUCUGUGUGAUGAGAAGAUGCAAGCUGUAUUCAAGCAGGCCAAGGUUGACAUGUUCCAGAUGAACCGAAUAGUUGGUGAUCAUCUAUAUCCGGUUGAAGAACCACAGUAAAUGAAUCCGUCGACAAUUUAUUUUGAACUAGGAGUACCCUAACGCGGUCAUUUGGUGGUUACCAAAGGCAGUCGAUCAUAGCAUUUGGAACAUUGGAGCUUCAGGCAUUGGGUCUAAGAU